Messenger RNA from Uncinocarpus reesii 1704, 1605 nucleotides. RefSeq lists its product as uncharacterized. The record is from RefSeq and is a predicted model, not a curated record. Gene Ontology annotation, molecular function: acyltransferase activity. Bases 1 to 1605 code for a protein of 534 amino acids. Lineage: Eukaryota; Fungi; Ascomycota; Eurotiomycetes; Onygenales; Onygenaceae. The transcript has 7 exons.
AUGGGAACUCAUGGAAGAAUUCCUGUGGUGAUUGGUGUCGGCGACAUCAAAAAUGGCUCCAAGAGCAUCGAGGAUGCACAUGAGCCAUUGGGCCUCAUUCUGCAGGCGAUUGAGAGGGCGAUACAGGAUUCCGGUAUCUCACACAGCGCGGCCCAGGAACUCCAAUCAAGCAUCGACAGUGUGGACGUUGUCAAAACCUGGACUUGGCCAUAUCCAGAUCUUCCAGGUCUAAUCGCUCGGAAGUUGGGGGUACAACCCAAACAUACAUUUUAUAGCGAAAAUGGCGGGAAUUCACCUGGGAAACUAUUUGAUGAGGCCGCUCGCCGUGUCUCUUUGGGGCGGAGCAAGGUUGCGGUGGUGACAGGUGGUGAAGCGCUUGCUUCUCAAUCUUACGCUUUGUUAGACCUGGGUGCGAUGCACUCCAUCGGACUACCUGUUCAUGUUUACCCACUGUACGAAAAUGGAUUCAGAGCACAUCGUCGCCAGUCCCUGGAAGAAAACAAUUCGGAAUCGGCUCAAUUGUAUGGCAGUUUUGCCAGAAUAGCUGAAGGAAAUCCCGUUGCCUGGAGUCACGGAAAACCCGCUGAAACCCCUCAAUCAAUAGGAACCGUAACAAAACGCAACCGGCUUAUCUGCUUCCCAUCGUGUCUGCUUACCAGCACUGAAUUUGCAAGCAAACUUGGUAUCCCUGAAAGCAGAUGGGUCUAUCCUUUGGGCGGAGCCGGAACCGCUGAUAGCAAUAACUUUUGGGAACGGCCAAAUUUCUAUUCCUGCCCUUCUAUUUCUAGAUCGCUAGAUUCCGCGUUGGAUUUAUCUGGGUUGGACAAAGGAGAUAUUGAUCUUUAUGACUUUUACUCGUCGGUGCCGCAACUCCUCAUACCCUCUACAAACUCCUUUAUUCACUGUUUCAACAGCUGUUUUCCUAUCGUCCCCAAGCUCGCUUGCCAGCAUCUAGGCUUGCCGAUCAUUGACGCGCAAAAACCGAUCACACUCCUAGGAGGUCUAACGUCAUUUGGAGGAGCUGGCAACAAUUAUUCCAUGCAUGCAAUCACAGCUAUGGUUCGUCGGCUGAGAGAGAGCACCGGACGCCGUUGCAACGGACUGGUCUUAGCCAAUGGCGGAGUACUCACAUACCAGCAUGUUGUUGUGCUUUCUUCCCAACCUCGAAAAGACGGACUCUCGUACCCGAGCAAAAACCCGCUUCCUGAUGUUUUGACGGACGAGGAGGUCCCGGUCAUCGAAAGCAACCCGGAAGGCAAAGCUGUGGUCGAGACCUACACUGUUGAAUUCAACAGAGACGGCACUCCCUACCAGGGAUAUGUAGUGGGCCGACUGAAGAGCAAUAACCAUCGAUUUAUCGCCAAUCAUGCGGAUGACGAUAGCUUGAAUCGCCUUUGCAGCAUAUCGGAAGAAGUGAUUGGGAAGACUGGUUGGAGUAUCUAUGCGAAUUUCUCCCGUCAUAUCUCUAUUGCCCAAUAUGUCCCAAUGAAUCAUCGACAGCAACCGCCAGUUGCAAAUCAUUUUGGCGAUCGCUGGCUUCAGAAGCUGCCAGCAAAAAGAUGUGGCUGGCUGGACCAUCCAAAUGGCUAUAUAAGUAGCGAUUGA